Raphanus sativus (radish) is the source of this 1362-nucleotide messenger RNA. RefSeq lists its product as uncharacterized. The record is from RefSeq and is a predicted model, not a curated record. Gene Ontology annotation, molecular function: zinc ion binding. Bases 1 to 1362 code for a protein of 453 amino acids. The transcript has 4 exons. NCBI's taxonomy places the organism in Eukaryota, Viridiplantae, Streptophyta, Magnoliopsida, Brassicales, Brassicaceae.
AUGGAUAUCGAGACCAUCCCUGGGCCGACAGUAGGAAGCAAACAAAGGUUUUUCCGGCUAUAUGUUUGCUUUCAUGCGCAGAACGAGACUUGGAAGACUACUUGUAGACGCAUAAUAGGUUUAGAUGGGGCAUUUCUAAAGUGGGACAUAAAGGGUCAUCUCUUGGCUGCUGUAGGGCGUGAUGGAGACAAUCGGAUUGAUGGCAAAGGCUAUGCUAUUUUGUCUGACAAACAGAAGGGUUUAGUGAAAGCAGUCCACACUAUUCUUCCAGAGGCAGAGCAUAGACAGUGUUGUAGACACAUCUUCGAUAAUUGGAAGAAAAACAGCCAUGACAUGACGCUACAAAGACUCUUCUGGCGCAUUGCAAGGAGUUAUACAGCUGGGGAUUUUAAAAUGUGGAGUGACAAGCUGAAAGACUACAAUCCAGGCACCUAUGCUACUCUUCAAGUCACCAAACCAGAAACUUGGUCCAGAGCAUAUUUCAAAUUAGGGACCUUGUGCAACGAUAACCUCAAUAACCUAAGUGAGUCCUUCAACAGAACCAUCCGUGAAGCAAGAAGAAAGCCAUUAUUGGAGAUGUUAGAAGCUAUAAGGAGACAGUGUAUGGUUCGAAAUGCGAGAAGGGCCUUAAUAGCUAAAAAUGCGAAGACAAAGUUCACAAAGAGGACACAUCUUCAAAUGGCUAAAGUGGAGUCCAGGUCUAAGGAUUGUAUGAGCUGGCCAGCAGUUGGUCCAGUCACAGAGGUUGAUUAUGGUGGUGUGUCUUAUGCUGUAGAUAUGGAUGAGCUAACUUGUGGAUGUAUCCAGUGGCAAAUGACUGGAAUUCCUUGCAUUCAUGCCGCCUAUGUGAUCCUUAAGGAAGGUAAAAAACUUGCUGACUUUGUAUCUCCUUGUUACACCAUAGCUAUGUGGCGUCAAACCUAUAGAAUGGGGGUAAUGCCUGUUCAAGGGAAGAAGUUAUGGCCUGAGACGGGUAGAUUAGGUAUCCUGCCACCACCUUGGAGAAAAGGAAACCCGGGAAGACCAAAGAACCAUGAUAGGCAUAAAAGUAAGGGUGAGACAGAUUCACAGAAGAAGGGUCCGACAGUCUCUGCAACUGAUAGUUCGAAGCUUACUCGUGCUGAUCGAGUUGUUACAUGUUCUAAUUGCAAGCAAGAAAAUCAUAACAAGAAGACAUGUAAGAAUGACUUUGUUGAAAGUCAACCCAAGAAACCAAGAGGUCGUCCUAGGAAAAAUCCGGUUCAGUUUCAUGCAUCAUCAUCACAACCAAGCCAGGGACAGUCACAAGGGUCAGAUAGAUGGGAACAAGCCACACAUGCGCCACGAAGCUCAGAUGCGUCGGGUUGGGGACGAUGGUUUUAA